AUGGCUAAUAGAUCCGUGGUUAAGGUUUUUGAAGAGCUGGGGCUCGUCUCUCUCUGGAAUUCAACAAUCGACACGAAAUUGCUCUGCAUCCAGCGAUUCGUCCGACUCUUUGCUUAUGGGGGGACAAAUCUUAUACUCGUCCAGUAUUUGAUUCUUCUGGGAAUUCCCAAAGCGAAGAUCGGUCUCUUUAUGACCUUGACCCUUGUUGGAGAUACGGUCAUCAGUUUCAUCUUGACAAUUUUCGCAGAUGGACUUGGUCGGAAAUUCAUUCUUUCGUUGGGGGCAGCGUUGAUGAUUGGCAGUGGGGUCGUGUUUGCGUUAUCUGGGAAUUAUUGGGUUCUGCUUGUUGCGGCUAUUGUGGGCGUUAUUAGUCCAAGUGGAAAUGAGAUUGGCCCCUUUCGAGCAAUUGAAGAAUCGACCCUCGCACACCUUAUACCUGCUGCAAACCGUGGCGAUGUAUAUGCCUGGUAUUCAUUGAGUGGCAGUUUGGGGACGGCUGUCGGAUUUAUCACAUCCGGAUGGCUGCUCCAGUACAUGAAGGAUCAGUUGGAUUGGGACGACUUAAGAGCAUAUCGGGCCGUAUUCUGGGCCUAUGCAGUCGUGGGAGCUGUUAAACUAGUCCUGGCCUUGGCUCUCAGCCAGGCUGUUGAGCUUGAGGCCAAGCAACUUGCUCCUGUGGAGGCUUCCGAGACUACGGCACUUCUUGGCAACGGCGCCGAGGAGGUGGGGCCAAAGAAAUCUACUAUUCGAUCGAUACUACCAAAUAUCAGCAAGGAGAGUGUAGUUAUUUUGAUAAAUUUGUGUUUUCUUUUUGGGCUGGAUUCCUUCGCAUCAGGCCUAGCGCCACUUUCUUGGUUGACUUUCUUCUUCCACGAUAAGUUUAAUCUUGAGGUAGGGAAACUAGGAUCUUUAUUUUUCACGACCAGCAUAAUUACAGCCAUUUCGAUGAUCCUAGCUUCCUCAAUUGCAAAGAGGUUAGGAAAUAUCAAGACCAUGGUAUUUACUCACCUGCCGUCUGCUGUUUUACUCGCCCUCAUUCCGGUACCAAGCUCCCUUCCGAUUGCAAUGCUCUUCCUCAUCCUGCGAUCUUCUACGCAACAAAUGGAUGUAGCACCCAGAGCUGCUUUCUUGGCGGCUGUUGUUCUGCCACACGAGCGGACAGCCGUAAUGGGUAUUAUAAACGUUGUUAAGACGUUCGCUCAGAGCCUUGCUCCGUUUAUAACUGGUAUAUUAGCGGGUCAUCAACUGCUCUGGGUUGCAUUUAUCGCAGCAGGUUCGUUAAAAGUUACUUAUGAUUUGGGUGUGCUGGUCGUGUUCGUCAACCACAAAACUCAUGAUGACCGAGCUGAGGAGCAGCGACAAGCUGAGGAAGAGGAAACGCUAAGGGGGAGCGAGGAUGAAGAUGAACAAUAA
This is a messenger RNA of Venustampulla echinocandica, 1413 nucleotides long. Its product is annotated as MFS general substrate transporter. NCBI's taxonomy places the organism in Eukaryota, Fungi, Ascomycota, Leotiomycetes, Helotiales, Pleuroascaceae. Gene Ontology annotation, molecular function: transmembrane transporter activity. Bases 1 to 1413 code for a protein of 470 amino acids. Gene Ontology annotation, biological process: transmembrane transport. The transcript has 4 exons. The record is from RefSeq and is a predicted model, not a curated record. Gene Ontology annotation, cellular component: fungal-type vacuole membrane.